This is a messenger RNA of Linnemannia hyalina, 1062 nucleotides long. Lineage: Eukaryota; Fungi; Mortierellomycota; Mortierellomycetes; Mortierellales; Mortierellaceae. The record is from the annotation of a GenBank genome assembly.
AUGGUCUCCCCGACGAAAGCACCAAACCACGAAAUCGGCAGUGCCAAAAACUUGUCUCACCCGCAACAGCACCAGCAGCGAGAGGACCAACCUAAAGUUCCAUCGGCGUCUGUUUCUUCGCCGAACCAAAGUCACCCCCAGGAUCUAACGACCCUCUCGAAUGUCACGAUCGCCGACAAGUUUAAAAAGUACCCAGGGUAUAUACACCCGUACACAACAUAUAUCCACGACGGUCUGAAAUUUGUCGGAGGUUUUGGAUCAGUAUUCAAGGUUAUGGAUGGGGCUGGAGUUUUUGCGAUCAAAGCACAGAAAGCUGGUGUUAGCAUUGAAAGAGAUCGCCAGAUUCGUUCCGAGGCAAGGUUUUUGAAACGGGCGAUCACCUCUGCCUGCGUCUCGAAUGGAUGCCAAAGAGACAUCAAACCCGAAAACGUCCUGGUUUCGGGCACGGCUUCCCAAAUGAUCGUCAAGUUGGCGGAUUUUGGAUUGGUUGGAUACAUGAAGGAUGGGCGAAAACUCCGUCUUGACGCCAUCACCAUAGGCAAAGAGCUCAUCGUCAAUUUGACGGACAAGGAAGAUCGCCGGCUGUCUGCAGAAGAGGUCAUCGGCCAUCCAUUCCUUUGUAACAUGGUAUCAGCAACCGUCCAGCAGGAAAAAAUACAGGAAGAGGAUAAUGCCAAGGAGCCAAAAGUCGUCAUCGUGGAAGAAAAGACAAAGAGGCCAAGGGAGUCGUCCGAGGAGAAUCCGAAGAUGACCGAGAAACCUAAACAGGACGGAUCCUCGACGGACGCAAGGAAAUUCAAAAAUCGAAAACAGAGUAGCGAUAUCAAAAGGCCCGAGCAGGACAGGACGACUGCGAUCCAGAAAGAGGGCUUGAUCGCCGAGCCGACACCGAAACACAGGCUUGAUGUCGAUAUCAGAGAAAUGGAAGAGAAGGAAGUCAAGAAACCUAAGCUCACCCCUGAUCCAGCACGCUCCACCAAAACUAUAAGAUCGAUCUCUGCCUCUGCCAAUAGUGUCAAAGAUUCAAUACCCCAUCCACAUCCUCACCUUUCUCCCAGUUAA